CGCCAACCGUCGCCGUGCUUGUGGAGGGGUGUGAUGGCCUGGAAAUCGGGUUCUUCUGCCUCGAUGGCACCCGGAGCAUCGCGGGGCUGGCCGUCAUGCAGAAGAUGUUUGAACGGCUCAAAUUUGCGAAGGAGCAACUCAGCGCCGGCGGCGGGGCCGGGACGCGGAGUGAACUCUUUCGCCGGUGUAUGGAAGCGUGCAGUCAUGGACAGGAAUUUUCGUCGACACAUGAUUGGACAAAUAAUUUCUGGAAAUUAUAUCAAGGUGAUACAGAUACUUUUCAUUUUUGCAUGAAAGCGUGGUGGACAGCGACAGUAUUAUUUUGAUGCACUUCUUCAUCUGCAUGGUAAUUUAGUACUUCUAGAGCAGCCCUAUUCGACCAGUCCAUGUCCUCGAUAAUUAUUUCCUUCCAUUACCUGACGCUGCCAUAUGAUUUCUGGAAGUUGACAUUCCCACGGCCUUGUUGCAGCAGAAGAUUUGCUUGCAGCACGAUCAGCCGGAGCAACAGACGAAUGAGAAAAUACAGGAACAACAACAACAUCAACAUGAAACAGUUCUUUCUGGCGGACCUGCAGCAACAUCUUGCGCUCCUGCAGCAUCUAGUACUCCUGGAAAUCCAAAUAAUUCUACGCCCUCCACCUGUCCAUCCUUCUGCUGCGGGCGAAUCGUCGUUUCGUCCCCCUCGUCCCAGACCCCGACCGGUGCAAGCGGAGGUGGAGGACCGCGAGACGAAACUGUGCAAGCGGCGCGUCCAGAAGGAAGUAACGCUAGCAGAAGUUCUUGUACAGCUGAUCACGCAGAUGAACUUGCAGAAGCUGAAGCGCUGUUGACAGAUGUGCGACGAGAGGUGGUAGAUCAUGAGACGAGAAUAUUAUCGACGUCCUCGCAGCAAAAACGCGGAGCUGCUGCUGCUGUUGCUGCUGCUUGUUCACGACCAUCACCACCGGAUGGAUUCUGUCCAGAACC
Messenger RNA from Amoebophrya sp. A120, 966 nucleotides. The record is from the annotation of a GenBank genome assembly. NCBI's taxonomy places the organism in Eukaryota, Dinophyceae, Syndiniales, Amoebophryaceae.